AUGGAGCUGCUUGCUCUGGUGAAGGCAAAGGACAAGGAGAUUGACGAGAAUGAUUCUCAAAUAAAGGCAGUUGAGGAGAGAAUUAACAAUGUGGUCUCUGGCUACAAGGAGUUGCAAACAAGCAUGGAUAAAAUUUUUAGCAAUUUGCAAGCGGGUUUGUCCCAAAUUGAUACGGAGACUGAAGCUUUGUCAAGGAAAAAGAAAGAUGUAGAUGAGUCUGUGGCAUCACAGAAGGAGAGAGGGGCCAAACUCUGUGAACUUGUCAGUGUUUCAGCAGACGAAGCAAAUGAAUAUGAGGAAGUUAUUAAAUUUCGAAAAACACUCAUGUCAUAUGUGUCAAAGACUAGAGAAGAGAGAGCCAAGCUUGUAAGUAUUGAAGAGAAGCUUUCUGAGGAAGUCAAGAGGCUACAGGAGAAGGUUUCCAGUACCCGAGAGUCACUAAAGAGAAAAGGAUGCCGGAGCUUGAAGCAGAGAAGAAAGUGGCUGACUCAACAAGAAAUUUCAAAGAAGCUGGAAGAAUUAGCAGAACUUAAGUUCUUAAAUCUAGAAAAGGAUAAGAUACAGAUCGAAACAGGACAAGCUAACGCUGAGCUCGAGAAAGCAGAGCAGGAGAUUGAAGAAACAAUCGAGAGGCUACAAGAGUUAGAGAGGUUGAUUUUGUCGAAAGAAAAAGAAUUGUCUGUCAGUAGAUUCCAGAGGUUGCGGAUUGACAGUGGCACUGCAAAAGCAAAGAGAUCAGCUGCUCUCGAGCUGAAAGAUCUGGAAGAAGCUAAUCUUCUACUUGAGGAAGCACAGGAAGCAGAGUCCGAAGCAGAGAAGCUUAAACUCACAUGCGGUCUCAAAGAAGAAGACGAAGAAAAAGAAGAGGCUAAAGAAUGUUUGUCUCGAUGGAACUUAUAG
Messenger RNA from Eruca vesicaria subsp. sativa (arugula), 900 nucleotides. Lineage: Eukaryota; Viridiplantae; Streptophyta; Magnoliopsida; Brassicales; Brassicaceae. The record is from the annotation of a GenBank genome assembly.